CGCUCUGGGCAAUUAUUUAUCCCGGGCAGAAGUGGGAAGUGGAGUAUUUGCGAAGCGCCGGUCCGUGAGUCAGUGGUGUGGAAUCAGCCAGUAGCUAAUCGGUAGCUGAGUAGGCCAGGCACGAUGUUCGCACAGCUCCUCUGGUCUCUGUCGGUCCUGCUAGCCGCCCUGUCCGGGACGGCCGAUUCAAAUGGGUGGACUUUACAGAGCAACUUCUUGAUCACAGGACCCAAGUCGUCCUUCCAGGCGUCUCUGACGUACGCGAGCAGCGUGGCGGCGGGCGCGCAGACGGCCAUGGAGGAGUGCAAGCACCAGUUCUCCUGGGACAGGUGGAACUGUACCGACAACGCGCUGUCCAUGUUCAAACCCAACACACUACCUGCCAAUCGGGAGACGUCUUUCGUGCACGCCAUAAGCGCCGCCGGGGUGAUGUACGUCCUGACGAGGAACUGCAGCAAGGGGGCGUUCGAGCAAUGCGGGUGCGACCUCACCAACAACGGGAAAAAAGCGGAAGGCGGGUGGACCUGGGGCGGCUGUAGUGACGACAUCGCGUUCGGGGAGAGGAUCUCCAAAAUGUACUCGGACGGGGUGGAGAACGGGCAGGACGCGCGGGCCGCCAUGAACCUGCACAACAACGAUGUCGGCAGGAAGGCGGUGAGACAGACCAUGAAGCGGGUAUGUAAGUGCCACGGCGUGUCGGGCAGCUGCACCACCAAGACGUGUUGGCUCCAGCUGGCAGACUUCCGCGCCAUCGGCGUCUUCCUCAAGAAGAAGUACAAGAAGGCCGACAAGGUGGACUACGUGCGCGGGCAGCUGACGGAGAACAACAGCGCCAGCUCAAAGCGGAACACGGGUCUGAAGAAGGACAUGGUGUUCCUGGAGGACUCCCCGGACUACUGCAGGGAAAACCUGACGGUGGGGUCGCGGGGAACGCUGGGACGGGAAUGCCUGCGCGGCGGCGGGAAAAACAUGGACAAGUACGAGAAGAAGAGCUGCAAGCGCCUGUGUAAAGACUGCGGGUACGUUCCGAAAAGGAUCACCACGGAAGUCACGAGCAGCUGCAACUGCAAGUUUCACUGGUGUUGCUCCGUCAAGUGCUCGCAGUGCACCAAGACUGUCACCAAGUACAUCUGCGUGCAGAGGGAGAGCAGCAAAAACCGCAGGAAAAACGUCCGGAAAAAGUCCAAGCAGCGGAGAAGAAACAGGGGAAACAACUAGAUCCCGAAAGGAAGAGAAGAUUUGAAUGAACUUGUUGCUUGAACCAGACGACUUAUGGCAAAGACUUUGUGUGCGGCACAGCCUUUGCAACAAACCAUUAGAUGGCAAGGAGUCGGAGUUAACCGGAAAUGAGACAUGUAACCGAAGAAGAAUUCAUUUAAUUUAUACCGGAAACGGAAAUGACGUGGAGCCCGCGUUCCUUGACGUGAAUCUCUUGACAGGUUCCUAGCGAUGUACAUAAUUGUCAAGACCACAUAACUGACAUUAUUUAUUUGGUGAGGUUGUACUUGCCAAAAAUGAAUAUUUCUUCUUGUAAAUAAAUGAUAAGCUACCUCCUCUGCGA
Messenger RNA from Branchiostoma floridae (Florida lancelet), 1561 nucleotides. Its product is annotated as protein Wnt-8b-like. The coding region runs from base 124 to 1218 and encodes 364 amino acids. Gene Ontology annotation, biological process: cell fate commitment; canonical Wnt signaling pathway; multicellular organism development. Gene Ontology annotation, cellular component: extracellular region. NCBI's taxonomy places the organism in Eukaryota, Metazoa, Chordata, Leptocardii, Amphioxiformes, Branchiostomatidae. The record is from RefSeq and is a predicted model, not a curated record. The transcript has 7 exons. Gene Ontology annotation, molecular function: cytokine activity; frizzled binding.